AUGGUAGUAAUCGGUGCUGAUGUAAAUUCAAAGACUGAAGAGACCCAGGAAACAGCACUCACUCUUGCUGCUUGUGGGGGAUUCAUAGAAGUUUGUAAGAUGCUUUUGGACGCUGGUGCUGAUAUAGAGGUUGGAGGUGUUGGUUGUUCUACUCCACUCAUGGAGGCUGCGCAGGAAGGGCAUUUAGACUUAGUUGCUGCUCUUAUCAAGCGCGGUGCCAAUGUUAACUCAAUAACAGCCACUGGUGAUACUGCUUUGCAUUAUGCUGCAGAGAAUGGGCAUGUAAAAGUAUGCCAACUUUUAUUAGCAAGUGGUGCCGACAUAAAUGCAAUGCCUGAAGGUGGCAGAACUCCACUCAUGAAAGCGGCUCGAGCGGGACAUCUUGAGGUUGCCCAGUUGUUUGUCGAGCGUGGGGUACCAAUUAAUCAGGCCACCGUUCAGAAUGAUGCAAACGUCCUUUCUUUGGCCUGCAAUGGUGGCCAUGUCAAGGUCGUUGAGUACCUUAUCCAAAAUGGCGCUGAUCCACAAUAUCUAUUGCGAGACGGCUGCACCAUGCUGAUAGAAGCUGCGAGAUCAGGGAAUUCCAAUGUCCUUCGUCUCCUUCUUGACUACCCUAAGUGUCUGAUCCCUCCUUCACCUCCCCCACAUCCUCCUCCACCACCGCCCCCUGUCUCCGUAUCUGCAGGCAAUAUUCUUUCCACUGGUACACAUACCCAUCAUACUGCGCAUUGCUUGGCUUCAUCAGGGGCUGGAGAUUUGGCUGUCGGGCAGCCUCUGCCCAUCCACUCGGGACAUUUGGCGCCUCAUGUUCAUCAUUCGCAAAUGAUCCCCUCUACAAUACUGUCUUUUCCGCUAGCCACAUCAGCCUCAGCUUCUUCCACUGGCCUGCCAUUAAAUACAGUGGUCGGGAAUGGAACUGCCUCCGGCUUACCAGGCGGCAGUGCCCUUCUCUAUGCCACGGGUAAAUCAGAGUCAUUGCCAGGCUUACCAACUAGCUCCCAUGAGGCCGCUGCUCUUGGUGGCCACCUUCCCCAUCUACCUGCUGCAAACCGGUUAUCCCCAGCUAGUCAAUCCGAUGUCACACCUACCGCAAUUAAUUCCGGUGGUCUCACGCUAGAUCAUUUGGAGCCUAUCGGCUCCAAUAAUCCUGGUGCGGCAGGAACGUCUAGUCUUGUUGCUGGAGCCGGUGCUGCUGGUGAUAAUCAUUUGUCUCUUUGGCUCAAUCAUCUUUUCACUUACGUAUAUGCUGUCGGACGAGUGGCUGGUUACGCAGCUGUUCAUCGAAGCCAGCAGUCCGCAGGCCCAGCUACUCAACAUUUUCAUGCGGCUACCUCUGAUGCCUGCUCCAUUGGAAAUGGAGACCUAGUGCCGGGGGCUGCAUCACAUCUGCGGCUAGCCAAUGAUCAAAAGACUUCAGCAGCUAUCCCUAGUCACCAAUGUUGCCAAUCCUUGGCAAAUUCCUCUUUGCAUACUGAUCCAGCUCAUACUUCUCUACCCCCGCCUCCACCACCUCCCUUACCUCAUCAGUGGACUCAACAGCAUCAGUUACUAUUACAGCAAGCGCUGGCCAACGGUGCUAUGUGUCCAGAAGACAUUCGAGCUGGCCUCUUGGCCAUCUUUCAAGAUUUUGUAGUAGAUAAUCGGAAAGACAAAGAGGAGAUUACGAGGUGCUUGGAAGCCUUUAUGUACCCUUUAAACGCACCUUCUAUACGUUCUGGGAUUGAUACAUCCAGUGUAAGCGCUGAUUUGUUGGGUCGACCGAAUGAAGAUGAAGAGGAGACGAAUGAUGACGAUGAGGUUGAGAGAGUCCCGGAAACGUCCGAACGUCAGCAGCUCUUAUCUAUAGGUGGUCUUGCUGAUGAAUCAUCGCUCCAGUUGUGCAAACCGCGCAUCAAGCGUAGCUCUCGAGUAACUGAGUCAUCUACAGUCUCAGUGGUCCAAAACCGGCACGCUUAUCAGAUGGCAGGUGGGGAUUUCGCUCUUCCGAUAGAUGAUCCUGGUCAAUCUGGUCAGCCUUGUAAUUCGGGUCUACUCUCUGCCUGCCCCAUUGUGGCCUCCUUGGCUAGCACCUCAGCUAUCGGGACUGUCAGUACAUCUCUCUCUUCCCCGAUUCCUGGUUCAUUUUUGCAUACACUGAUCUCCGAGCAAGCCGUCUCCCGAGGAUCAGGGAUUACAACAUCCCCAGUUGUCGCCACUGCCAGCUUGAAUCUGCCUAACAGUAUCUCUUCACCAGCUACCUCGUCCGAGGGUCGGUCAUCAGCGGCCUCUUUGGCCUCUUCUUCAUCGUCCACCUCGUCCUCGUCGUCUUCCUCUUCAAUACCCUCUUCGGAGGUCUCUCUGGAAGCGAACAAGCGGCAAAAGCAUUAUUUCGUCCAGCAACAGCAACGGAAGAAAAAGAAGCUGCCGUCUGACAAGCCAUUUGGAGUUCUGUCCGAGACGAAGUCCCCCAGCUUGACUAUAGGGCAGGCUAUCAAGACGGAAUUCCUCGAUUCUAUGUCUCCUAAUGGUAUAGCCAAUGCUUCCUCGGGUCUGAACGUGCAUAUGUCCUGUGCUGGUAGCAGCGCGGCACUCUUGACUUUACCCACAGGCCAGCAGCUGCAUCUGGCCCACAUGAUGGCUAACGGGACAAAUAUGUCUUCUGGCUCUAUUUAUUCUGAUCAGCUCACGGGCCUGACCAGCGAAGCUUCCUCGGCUCCAUCCACAUUAGGACACGACCUAGCUAGUUACAGGCCCCUUGUGAGAACCUUAAUUAUUCUAAGCCUCCCUAUCUCAAAUAUCUCAAAUACUCUGAAACUAUAA
Molecule: messenger RNA, 2799 nt
Organism: Protopolystoma xenopodis
Lineage: Eukaryota; Metazoa; Platyhelminthes; Monogenea; Polystomatidea; Polystomatidae
Source: the annotation of a GenBank genome assembly